This is a messenger RNA of Sipha flava (yellow sugarcane aphid), 2672 nucleotides long. RefSeq lists its product as uncharacterized. The record is from RefSeq and is a predicted model, not a curated record. Bases 532 to 2631 code for a protein of 699 amino acids. The transcript has a single exon. Lineage: Eukaryota; Metazoa; Arthropoda; Insecta; Hemiptera; Aphididae.
CACUUACGACCGCUCCGUCAGUCUACGGGGCACCAUCCGCAGUCGCGUCACGUACCGAGUUAUCGCGUGUUCUUGCCGCCCGCGUCCGUUGCAGUUUACGCAGUCUCUACAUUUCACCGGCCGGUCUGUUCGCGGAUAUCGUUUUAUUCUGGGUGCUGAUUUUCUCGUCCCCGGUGAGUUGCGCGCGUAUAUCCGGUGCUGCGCGACAGUCGAGUGCACGGCACGACAACAACAUGUUGAUCCACGCGAAUUCGUGAUUCGCCACGCGGUCGGUCCAAAGUAUUAUUCUCGGUCCGGGGGGAGCUUCGUACGAACAUUAUCGCGGUUGCGAUAUACCGUCGGCCGUUUUGUACUACACACCGCCGCCGUAGCGAUCUCCACGACUACCCCUUAUCAACUCGCGUGAUGUGCACGCGGUCACCGGUGCAAGCACAGUUUUCGUACAGCUAAAUACGUACGUCGACGCGAAAUAUCUACCGGGUGUCCGAACCGAAACCUGACGUCGUCGCGAGUUUACGUACCGCGUCGACCAUGAGUAUGAUGAUGACGAGACCGUCCGACUCGACGCCCAUCUGUCGGUGCCGGGUGCUGUACCUGGGCUCCGCGGUGCCGCACAUCACCAAGGACGGGCUGCAGGGCAUACAGGAACCGCUGAAGGAGCUAUACCCGGAGCAGGGGGCGCUGGGCGCGCGAGGCAUCGACUCGUGGCUGAGCGUGUGGAGCAACGGUCUGCUGCUGGAGAACGUGGACGAGAACCACAAGAAGAUCACCAGGUUCUUCCCGAUUGAGUCACUGCACUACUGCGCGGCCGUCAGGUUCGUGCUGGUGCCCGAGAAGUCGAGCAGCUCGUCGCAGCCGAGGUUCCUGCCGCUGGACUCGCCGUUCGCCCGGUCCCCGAACCCCAACCAUCCGCCACUGUUCGCGGCCAUAUUGCGCCGGACGUCCGGCAUCAAAGUGCUGGAGUGCCACACGUUCAUAUGCAAACGCGAGAUGGCCGCCAACGCGUUGGUCCGUUGCUGUUUCCACGCGUACGCUGACUCGUCGUACGCCAAACAGUCGGACGGCGGCGGCGGCGGCGGCGGCGGAGGUACGGCGGCCAACAGCAUAUACGGUACGGUCCGCACGAACAGGUCGAUGGGAAACAACACUAUCGAAAAGGUGGAGGGAUGGAGACGCAUGACCAACGGCGCGGCGGCCGCGGCCGGUAGCACUAUGACUCUGAACAGCGCUCAUUCCAACGGCAUCACCAUGCUGGAGGCUUCGACCAAUUCGAUCGACGAUCUGUCCGAGGAGUGCAAUGGCGACGAGAACCACAAGGUGUGGGUGGGCAGCACUAAAGACGUGUCCGAGAAGGAAGAUCUAUACGGCGGGAACACGAUGCGCAGCUCGCGGUCCAGCAGGCCGCGUCAGCUGGUCGGCGGUGCACCGCCUCCGCCACCGCCACCACCGCCGCCGCCCGUCAGGGACGACAAACAGUCCAAGAAGAACAAGGAGAGACCGCGCCGAAAGCGCACGCCGACCGGCGGAAGUCGCGAGGACCUGUACGCGCCGUCUCUGAACGGGUCGUUGAUGAGACCCAUGAACGGCGGUCGAAGUUCCGUGUCGUUGAACGGUACCAUAGUGAGCCGAGGACCGCCGAGGGGGUUCUUGCAACAGCCGCCGCCGCCGCCGCCGCCCAAUCACAUCUACUCGAACGGCGGCACUAUGAUCAGGCCUGUGAACGGGUACCAUCCGCACCCGCUUCCGCACCACCUUCAUCACCAUCACCCCGGCAUGAUGCAACCGCCGCCGCCGCCGCCCAUCAUGAUGGUACCGACCACGUUGCCGCAUCCCAAGAAAAUGCACAAGAUGAAACCGGGCAUGAUGCCGGUGCCGAGACCCGGCAUGAUACCGGCUAAUUUUAUGCCUGUACCGAUGUACGUGCACACGGGCAAGAAGUCCAAACACGGCAUACCGAUGCCGAUACCGAUGGCCAUGGAAGAACCGAUUUACAUGCCGUCCGCCCGGCCGCUUAGCCCUGUCGCGUCGUAUCAACCGGAGCACUUCCCGCACGAAGCGUACCUGAUGCAGCAAUACGCCAACAACAACAACAACGUGCCGAUGGGCAAGAGCAAGAAAAGCAAAAAGGACAAGAAAUACAAGGACUCGGUCAACGGCGGGGGAAUGGUUCCGAUGAUGCCGCCGCCGAUGGCCGUCAACGGUGGUGGCGGAGGGAUGAUGAUACAGCAGCAGCAGCCUCCGCCGCAGUUGGCGGUGAACGGGCACAGGGUCAACGGGAACGGAAUGAUGUCGGGACACGACGAGACGGAUGACACGGAGGACUCGGUGUACAGCACCGGGAUAUACCGGAGAAAGGGCCACCUGAACGAACGCGCGUUCUCGUACUCGAUUCGGCAGGAGCACCGGUCCCGGUCGUAUGGGUCGCUGGCAAAUUUGAAGUUCGCUGCGCCGCCCAUCGUGCCCAACGGCAUCGACGGGGCUCCGAAUAAGGUAGACAUCAAGAAGGAACGGGAGAUCAUGCAGAUGAUGCAGGACCUGGAGUUAUCCGGCGACGAGCUGGAUCGAGCUGACCAGGUGAUGCACCAGAAACAAAUGCACCAUCACCAGAGGCCCGUGAAAACAAAAAGAUAAACACGCCGUUGCAGGUAAAUAACGAUUUUUUUUAUUUGUUA